GGAGGGAAGAAAGCCAUGCUAGCCCAGGAAAAGAGAAGCAGACAAGCCUGCAGAUGGGCAGGCGUUAACCACAAAGGAGGGAAGAAACCCCUGCCCGCCCAGCAGGAGGGAAAGCCCGUGUUCAAGGACGUUUAUACCUGCCAGGAUUGCGUGGGUCACACGGGAAGCGUUUCUCUCUCUCACGUUCACGUCUGCAGUGGCAUGGGUCUGCUACUGAAGAGUCUUUUUCCCCUGAUGGGAUUGGUGCUGGCCAUCUACUUUUACUCAGCAAAGCAGGAGUUUAAAGUAGAGAUGCUAAAAGGAAAGCGAGUGAUUGUCACUGGAGCAAGCAGUGGAAUUGGAGAGCAAAUGGCCUACCACCUGGCACGCAUGGGAUCUCAUAUUUUGAUCACGGCACGGACAGAAGACAAGCUACAGAAAGUUUCCACGCAGUGUCGAGAGCUGGGUGCAGCGUCCAUACACUAUGUGAGUGGCAGCAUGGAGAACAUGGCAUUUGCACAGGAGGUGGUGAAGGAGGCGGAGAAAUUGUGGGGAGGCCUAGACAUGCUGAUCCUCAAUCACAUUGGCAGCUCAUACUUUGGCUACUUCAAGGGAGACACUGAGCACCUGCGAAAGCUCCUGGAGAUUAAUGUUCUCAGCUAUGUGACCAUGACCGUCUCUGCCUUGCCGAUGCUGAAGGAGAGCAGGGGCAGCAUCGUUGCAGUUUCUUCCUUGGCAGGGAAAGUUGGGAUCCCGUUUACCGUUCCCUACUCUACAACUAAGUUUGCCUUGGAUGGGUUUUUCAGCUCCUUGAGGCAGAUGCUGGUUGUUGAGAAUGCCAAUGUUUCCAUCACGCUCUGUGUCCUGGGCUACAUCAAUACUGACACAGCUAUGAAAACAGUGUCCCAUGUGUUACGUAACAAACCUGCACCAAAAGAAGAGUGUGCUCUGGAGAUUAUCAAGAGUGGAGCGCUGCGUCAACGAGAACUGCAUUAUCCCUACAUCUCUGUGACAAUUCCCCUCUUAUUAAGAGAUUGGGCCCCGGACUUCCUGGAUUCUCUCACAAGAAAUAACAUGGACAUAGAAAAAGUCAAAAGAACAUAGCUGGUAAUAUGUAUCAGGGCCUAAUUAGGAAGCGACUAAUGGCAUGAGCACAGAGGUAAAUACAGUUAUUUUCUGGUCAGUGAAAA
Alligator mississippiensis (American alligator) is the source of this 1169-nucleotide messenger RNA. Its product is annotated as 11-beta-hydroxysteroid dehydrogenase 1-like. The coding region runs from base 16 to 1083 and encodes 355 amino acids. The transcript has 8 exons. Gene Ontology annotation, molecular function: steroid binding; 11-beta-hydroxysteroid dehydrogenase (NADP+) activity. The record is from RefSeq and is a predicted model, not a curated record. NCBI's taxonomy places the organism in Eukaryota, Metazoa, Chordata, Crocodylia, Alligatoridae. Gene Ontology annotation, cellular component: endoplasmic reticulum membrane; intracellular membrane-bounded organelle. Gene Ontology annotation, biological process: steroid catabolic process.